Messenger RNA from Rotaria sp. Silwood2, 3366 nucleotides. The record is from the annotation of a GenBank genome assembly. NCBI's taxonomy places the organism in Eukaryota, Metazoa, Rotifera, Eurotatoria, Philodinida, Philodinidae.
AUGUCUCGAUCAUUGUCAGUGACAUUAAUUAAUAAUCUUGGACAAGAGAUUCCAGUGCAAGCGAUAAACAACACCGUAGAGCUGAUCAUUCCUCGUGAUCCGAAUCUAAUUUUUCCAUCAAUGAUACUUCAGAAUACUGCAUCGACAUCAUUAUCUGGUAAUCUAACCAAUAAUCAACAAUUCAAUUUACAUUUUAUCAAUACUACUUUGUCGACUUCGAAUAUAUCAAAAUCAGUUCAUUUUGAAAUGUUAUCAGAGGAUCAAACUCGAGGCUAUAUGAUCAUCUAUCGAUUCGAUGCUGUUCCACAACUGAAUUCGUCAAUAAAUCGAACUGAUGGUUGGUCCUUAUUCUGUCCUUCAAAUUUGAACAAUGACGGUAUAUGGACUACUUUCAUUGACAAUCAACAAAUGUCAAAUCAUCAAUCGGUCAUAUUCGGAGUUCGAGAAUUGAAUCAAAUCGAAUUCGAUAUGUAUUGCUUCAAUGAAACAUUAGAAUCACCACCAAUUACAGAUCAAUCUUACAAUUUCACGGCUAAUUAUUCACUGCGUAUAUUCAUAUCAGGUUGCUACUAUCGCGAUCAAAAUGAUCAAUGGCAAUCGUAUGGUUUAACUGUUCAAUUCAAUCUAGUAGGUGCCGUAGACGAGACAGGUACUCGAACAUUGAUCAAUCCAAAUCGAGAAAUUUUACAGCGUGGUUUUGUUGAUUCAUUUAUCAUUGCUGUGCCUUCAUCUCUCGGUGCUCUCCAAUAUAUGCACAUCUGGCAUGAUAAUUCAGGUCGAGGUCGAUCUGCAUCAUGGUUUCUGAAAUAUGUUAUUGUACGCAAUCUAAAAACCAUGGAAAAGACCUAUUUUAUUUGUCAAAAUUGGUUAGCAAUUGACAAAGAUGACAGCACGAUUGAACGUUGUCUACCUGCAGCUGGUGAAUUUCAAAUACAUGAUAUAUCAUAUGUUUUUGCUAAGAAAGCCUAUCAUAAUAUGUCCGAUGAACAUUUGUGGUUUUCGGUCUUUAGUCGACCACCAGCCAGUCAUUUUACUCGAGUUCAACGAUGCACUUGUUGCUUUCUUUUACUUUUUACGGCUAUGCUUCUGGGUAUUCUCUAUUACGAUCAAGCUCAACAGGCGAAAAAUGCCACAUCUGGUGGUUUUCAUCUUGGUCCAUUGUACAUUACACGAGAACAGAUCGUGAUUGGAUUUAUUGUCGAUAUUUUAUGUUUUGUUCCGAGCCUACUAUUUGUGCAAUUUUUUCGACGUAUUCGCUCGCGUGAUCUUCACGGGCAACUUUCGCCUGUUCUUCAAACAUUGUGGAGCAUCGGUGCGAUUGAUCGUAGUAUUUCUUUGACGGAUAUGGCUGAAACAUUGGCUAAAAAGAAAAAAAAGAAAUUUUUAUUUCCAUGGUGGUGUUUAAUAAUUGCUUACAUUGUAUCAUUUCUUUUCGUUGUUAUGUGUACUUUUUUUAUUAUCGCGCGUGGUAUUCAAUUUGGCGAUGUUAAAACUCAACAAUGGUUGACAUCACUUGUCACUGGCUUUUUCUCAUCAAUUCUUUUCUCUCAGCCGAUCAAAAUUGUUUGUCUAGUAGCUUUCUUUGCUUUCUGCAAUCGAAAAUCAAUGGAUGAUGAUCAAGAAGCCGCUGGUUAUAUUAAUAAGUAUGAAAACAUCUAUUUGAAUGGUGGUAAAGACGAAGAAGAAUAUACGCAUCGUACAACCGAGCCUGAUGCUUUCGAUGUUUCACGACGUACUCACGUCAAUCGAUUGACUAAAGCUCAAACGAACCAUGAACGCACUGCUCGUCUUCGUGAAGUUGCUAUGUGGAAAUUAACUCGACAAUUGACCUAUCAAAUCUUUUUCAUCUGGAUUCUUUUCGUGAUAUCAACUGUCGGUGAUUAUUGGCAAUGGUUGCAAUCGAGUUUUGUCUCCAAUAUUCGAGCACAACAGUGGUACAAUGGCGAUCCUCCAAAAAAUUUGAAUGGUUUUAUUAACGAUAAAAACAAUCGAUUAAUUGGAUGGGUAGUAAUGCGUCAACUACGUGUUAGACCAGAGUAUGAUUGUCGAAUAUCUGAUAUGUUCCAUAAUAUUGUUCGAUGGUGUUCAACUAACUACCAAAUUUGGAUGGCAGAUCGACGUUCAUUUCAACCGGGUUGGACAUUAAACACAAGUCAUACGUCCUACAGUCAAUCGAUUCAAAAUGCGUUUAUCUAUCGAUCAAGUAGUGAAGUUGAUUCUUAUAGUCACAUGACUGAUUAUGCUUUUUAUGAUGGUGGAGGAUAUACCUAUGAAUUCCGUGGUCGUUUAAAUGAUAUAAAAGAGAAUCUUACUCUACUUCAUCAAAUCUCAUGGAUUGAUCGAUUGACUCGUGCUAUUUUCAUUCAAUUUAGUUUGUACAAUCCGAACGCAGAACUCUUUACAUCGGCAACAAUAACUGUUGAAUUUCCAGUAACCAGCGGUUUAAUUCCAAGUUCUCGUUUUGAUCCAUUUCGAUUUCAUAGUGAUUUAAAAGGUUUUUCAUCCAUAUUUCAUUUUAUUUGUGCCAUAAUCUAUCUUGUUCUAAUUAUCUAUUUGACUCUUACGGAAGUUCGAUCGUUGAUAAGAAAAAGACGAACCUAUUUUCGUGUAUUUUGGUCUUAUAUUGAAUGGAGUAUCAUUGGAUGUUCAUGGGCAAGUUUCGGUCUAGUUGUAUGGCGUUAUCGAGAGAUGUCUCGAAUUGGUACUAUUUUCCAUAAUACGAAUGGUAUGCAAUAUCUCAAUCUAGAAUUAGUGACUUCAGUCGAUAAUUAUUUGGCAUGUCUUCUUGGCUUAUGUUGUUAUUUUGCCUUGAUUAAACUUAUCGGCUUUUUUCGCUUUAAUCGACGUCUCUCAGUAUUCAAUCGUACUCUACAAUAUGCUGCAAAGGAUCUUCUGCAUUUAACAUUGCAAUUCUCAAUUAUUAUAUGUGCUUUUAUUACACUUUUUUAUUUGCUCUUUACAACAGCAGUCCGAUCAUGUUCAACUCUUCUACUUACUACUCAAAUGUUGUUUGAAACGUUUCUACUCAAAUUUGACACAUCUGAAUUGAUAGCGGCACACUCUUUUUUGGGUCCAUUUACAUUUGCUCUGUUUAUCUUUUUACUUGUUUUCAUCGGUUAUACUAUGUUUAUUUCUUUGAUCAUCGAUGCGUUUCAUCGAGCCUUACACGAAAACAACUCGAAUGAAAAUAAUGAAGAGUUGAUUACAUUUGUUUUUUCUAAGCUCAAACGAUGGAUACGUUUACGCAGGCCUACCAUUGAAAAACAUGACGUAAGAACACAUUUGGAGUAUCAAGAAUUGUUUGAUCGAUUUCCUAAUACAGUCGAUCAACUUCUUGCAACUUUAGAACGAGUGAGUUCAUAUUAA